AUGAACCAACCUGACAUCGUGGUGGUGGACAAAGGGCAGAGGACAGCCGUGGUGGUGGACAAAGGGCAGAGGACAGCCGUGGUGGUGGACAAAGGGCAGAGGACAGCCGUGGUGGUGGACAAAGGGCAGAGGACAGCCGUGGUGGUGGACAAAGGGCAGAGGACAGCCGUGGUGGUGGACAAAGGGCAGAGGACAGCCGUGGUGGUGGACAAAGGGCAGAGGACAGCCGUGGUGGUGGACAAAGGGCAGAGGACAGCCGUGGUGGUGGACAAAGGGCAGAGGACAGCCGUGGUGGUGGACAAAGGGCAGAGGACAGCCGUGGUGGUGGACAAAGGGCAGAGGACAGCCGUGGUGGUGGACAAAGGGCAGAGGACAGCCGUGGUGGUGGACAAAGGGCAGAGGACAGCCGUGGUGGUGGACAAAGGGCAGAGGACAGCCGUGGUGGUGGACAAAGGGCAGAGGACAGUCGUGGUGGUGGACAAAGGGCAGAGGACAGUCGUCGUGGUGGACAAAGGGCAGAGGACAGCCGUGGUGGUGGACAAAGGGCAGAGGACAGCCGUGGUGGUGGACAAAGGGCAGAGGACAGCCGUGGUGGUGGACAAAGGGCAGAGGACAGCCGUGGUGGUGGACAAAGGGCAGAGGACAGCCGUGGUGGUGGACAAAGGGCAGAGGACAGCCGUGGUGGUGGACAAAGGGCAGAGGACAGCCGUGGUGGUGGACAAAGGGCAGAGGACAGCCGUGGUGGUGGACAAAGGGCAGAGGACAGCCGUGGUGGUGGACAAAGGGCAGAGGACAGUCGUGGUGGUGGACAAAGGGCAGAGGACAGUCGUCGUGGUGGACAAAGGGCAGAGGACAGCCGUGGUGGUGGACAAAGGGCAGAGGACAGUCGUGGUGGUGGACAAAGGGCAGAGGACAGUCGUCGUGGUGGACAAAGGGCAGAGGACAGCCGUGGUGGUGGACAAAGGGCAGAGGACAGCCGUGGUGGUGGACAAAGGGCAGAGGACAGCCGUGGUGGUGGACAAAGGGCAGAGGACAGCCGUGGUGGUGGACAAAGGGCAGAGGACAGCCGUGGUGGUGGACAAAGGGCAGAGGACAGCCGUGGUGGUGGACAAAGGGCAGAGGACAGCCGUGGUGGUGGACAAAGGGCAGAGGACAGCCGUGGUGGUGGACGUGGCAAUUCCAAGCGAUGGAGUGCACGUGACUGCGGGAUGA
Molecule: messenger RNA, 1212 nt
Organism: Knipowitschia caucasica
Lineage: Eukaryota; Metazoa; Chordata; Actinopteri; Gobiiformes; Gobiidae
Source: the annotation of a GenBank genome assembly